Messenger RNA from Haemorhous mexicanus (house finch), 1730 nucleotides. RefSeq names its product methenyltetrahydrofolate synthetase domain containing (gene MTHFSD). The transcript has 7 exons. The record is from RefSeq and is a predicted model, not a curated record. Gene Ontology annotation, molecular function: RNA binding. Gene Ontology annotation, cellular component: cytoplasm. NCBI's taxonomy places the organism in Eukaryota, Metazoa, Chordata, Aves, Passeriformes, Fringillidae. Bases 115 to 1326 code for a protein of 403 amino acids.
AUGAGACUGAGGGGGCAGGGAGACGUCACGGCGCGGCGGGGAGAGCGGGCACGCGUUAGGGGAUGGCGGUGACGUCACGGCGGGCGGGUGCGGGAUGGCGGUGACGUCACGGCGAUGGCGGCGCCGGGCCGGGCGCUGCCCUCAGCGGCCCGCUCCAAGUGGGACAUCCGGGAGGAGGUGUGGGAGCACCUGGAGGCCUCGGGCCUGGCCGAGUUCCCGCGGCCCGUGCGCGGCCGCAUCCCCAACUUCAAGGGCUCCUCCCACGCUGCCACCAGGCUCCUGGGCUUGCAGGAGUUCCGGGCUGCCCGUGCAGUAAAAAUAAACCCCGAUGCCCCCCAGAGGAACGCCCGCUUCCUAACGCUGGAAGCAAGGAAGACUUUGCUGGUUCCCACACCACGUCUGAGGUCUGGGCUGUUCAACAGGAUUGUUCCCCCUCCAGGUGCAACCAAGGAGAUGCUGAGGAGAUGUGCCACAUCUCAGGGUGUAAGAGACUUCAGCGUGCCUGUGGGGCUGGAUAGCAAAGCACAAGUGGACUUGGUUGUUGUGGGGUCAGUGGCUGUCUCUGAAAAAGGCUGGAGAAUUGGCAAAGGGGAAGGUUAUGCAGACAUGGAGUAUGCAAUGAUGGUGUCCAUGGGGGCAGUGCAGGAGGACACACCUGUGGUUACCAUCGUGCACGACUGCCAGGUGCUUGACAUAGCGGAGGAGCUGCUGGGUGAUCAUGAUUUAACUGUGGAUUACAUCCUCACUCCUACAAGGACCAUCCAGACCAACUGCAAACGACCAAAACCUCAGGGAAUAAUGUGGCACAAGGUCAGCUCUGAGAUGCUGGGAAAAAUCCCCAUCCUAAAGACUCUUCGGUGCAGGGAGAAGCAGGCUGGCAAGGAUGUCACCCUCCAGGAUGAACAGCCAGCCCUGGCAGACACCAACAGAGCAGCAGUUUCAGACAAGAAGGUGAUGGCUGCACAUCCCCAACCACGGGCUGCUCCAGGCUCAGCUCCAGUGCUUUUACCCCAUGUGGGAAGGGAUCCUGUAAAUCCCAAAUCAGAGGGAUCUGACUCAAUCACCACUGUGUUCCUGGGGAACUUGCCUGGCAGCCUGAGGGUGAGCCAGCUGAAAAGUGCCCUGAGGGAACUGCAGGUGGUUCCUGCUGCCCUGAAGUGGCAGGGAGCACAGCACAGAGCUUUCCUGGACUUCAGGGAGCAGGAGGCUGCACACAGAGCUCUGUGCUCCUUGCAAGGCUUGAGCCUUGGGGGCAAUGCUCUGAGAGUGGAGCUGGCCAAGAGCCAGAGGAACAAAGGGCAAGGAGAAAUCAAUAGUCACAAAUGAGUAUGGAGGAGGAAAACAAAACAAAACAAGGUGUUUUCAUUGUUUUGUGAAAAGCCAACCUGAAGUUUUAAGGUUUUUUUUGUAACCCUCAGGUUUAACAAAACCAAAUUUCUGCACAACCUUUCCUCACUUCUGCACGUGGACAUGCAAAGGUUUGUCCCCACAGGUGACACAGGAGCCAUUUCUCUAUAGAUAACUGCCCACAAAGUACCCACACUCUGGUUUUGGUGCUGUUUGGUGGUUUAGUUAAGCCUGGCUUAAAGCCCUGCCCCUUGAUACCUGGGAGGUUAAAAGGCAGCAGCAGGAAAUCUGUCCUAAGGGUAACAAUUCUGUUUAUUGAAAAAUGGGCUUUACCUGUUGGAAGUUUUCAAUUUAUUUCUUAUAAAAAUGACCAGGGAGAGAGA